Molecule: messenger RNA, 1839 nt
Organism: Ogataea angusta
Lineage: Eukaryota; Fungi; Ascomycota; Pichiomycetes; Pichiales; Pichiaceae
Exons: 1
Coding region: 1-1839 (612 amino acids)
Source: RefSeq, a predicted model, not a curated record
AUGAAGCGGAAGACUUCUCAUGAGUGUCGGCGCCGAAACUCGAUCCCAUCGCCUGAACUUCCGAAACCAAAUACCGACACCGAGCCAAACCUGUUCAAUAAUAGACAAAUAGUACACUACUUAUACUCGCUCAAAUUGCUCACAUAUGGAAGAGCUCAAAUUAAGGGCCUAGUGCCUGUGGAUGAUCUGCUCAAGUACAAUAGAUGGGACCAGUACAUGAAUCAAUUUCCGACAUUUAUUAGUAAAUUAACUCCUGCGCUUUCUAGGAAAAUAUGUGAAUGUGCAUGCAACUACACGACUUUCAUCCAUCAAGGAGUUGUGAACGAGCUGUUUCUCAAGGACCACGACAACUUCUGGGAAGUUCAUGUAUCUAAAAAUCCAGCUUGCCUGAACCAUACAAUAAAUAAUCCCCUAAAGUUAAAGUCAUCAAAAGACUACUAUUACUGGAUGUCACUGCUCUAUGCCAACUUGUCCACAGGCAUGUACUUUGGAGUCCACGAGAUCGAAUCUGACCUCACCUACGCAGACACGGAAAUCGCUGACUUCUCGGCCGUUUUCUUCCGAGCCUCACUGGAUUGUCUUUUCCGGGCUGGGGCACUGGAACAUGCCGACGUGCGAUGCAUACAAGUCUUCUGUGUUCUCUCUAUGUGCUUGCAUGCAUUAGGCAGCACGUAUUUGCACAAGUCUCUUCUUCGCAUAUCUGUCGAGGCAGCAAAGAAUCUGGGAUUGGACCAACUGCAAUCGGACGACGCUCCAGAAUAUCAAAGCGAGGUCUUGAAACGCCUUUUCUACAGCCUCAUGAUUAUAGACUCGUUGAGCAACUAUCCCAAAAGAUACAUUGCUGACUUUUCAACCCCGUUGCCGUCCAUAAUAUCAUCUGACGUGCUUCUCGAAAAGGUGACUCCCACCCCUCUUGCAUUUCCCGAAGCCUGCAAUAACAACGAAAUUGCAGGCAUAAUGUACGAGCGCAUGAUGGUGGAACUUGCACAGCUGAAGCACGAAAGCUAUGAGAAGCCUACUGCAACCGAACUGGUCUCCUGUCUCGAGAAAAUGAAGAUCCUAAGGUCCAAAUUAGAUACCUACUUUGGAUCUAAAGAAUACUCUGCCAGCGACAAAUCAAUAGCUCAGUAUGCAAAGUACCUUCUAUUUUCCUCCAUCACUCGUGAGCGGCUGGAAAUUGGUAUUCGCAUGCAAUCUCUCGUCGGCACCCAAGACUGGGCCAAGCAGUACCGUCCCCAGUGCCUGGAGUUUGCAACCCAGCUACUUUUCCACAGCACAUCUGCCGGGCUACCUGCCUUUUAUAACCGCUAUUGGAUCGUUGCGCAACAUUUAAUCUACGCAUGUCUGUUUGUGCUCUUGGACAUGCUGCUCUUCAAAAGUGACGACGACAAAUACAAACUUGACUGUGUCAAGCGCACGUUUCCUACCAUUAAAAAAUUGCAAUCUUACUUCACAGUCAAGAUUGGCUUUGCCAUAAUAGAGAAACUCUGCUAUCUCGUGUCCAAAGUGCGCUUAGACCAUUUAGAAAACGAGACGUUCGAGGCAAUAUCGCUCCGUGAGUUCUUGAAGGAAAUGGAAAUUGCAAACCCAUACAGCUCCACACUUUCCAAGAAACGCAUCGUGCCAGACAUCACAGAGUCCCAAUAUCUACGUUUUGGCAACGAAGCAACGCACUCAAAUAGCACAGCCGGGGGUUUUACGUUUGUUGAGAGAGAUCCCCUCACAAGUACUGAGAACGGCUCUAGCAUCACAUCAGCCAUGCUGGAUGACAAGGGCUGGUACGAAUUCCUGGACUUCUUUUUUGGAGGCGAGUCUGCUGCCUCCAUGUCGGAAAUCUGA